AUGGAGCUCUUCCUGUCUGCUCUUCUGCCGCCGCUGCUGCUGCAGGUGCUGAGCUCCGUCAGGGCCUAUCCUAGCGGGGCACCCACGGGCGCCUGCGAGGACAUGACCCCUCGACAUGGGGUGCCAGCACAGUCGUCACCAUCGCCCUACGUGCUGAUCACCAACAGCCGUGUGUUUCAGCCCGGUAAAGCCAUCACAGUGACCAUCAGUGGACCAGAGUACAGAGGUGUGCUGCUGGAGGCUCGCUCAGGAAACAGUUUCUUUGCUUUGGGCACCUGGCAGAAUCCUCCUCCUGAUACAAAGUUCCUGCAGUGCACGGAUAAUCCAUAUGGCGCCAUCACGCACGCCAACACCAACGUCAAAGGCAACGCAACAGUCUACAGCUGGAUGCCCCCUGACAUUGUGACCCCCGUCUACUUUGUGGCCACGGUCGCCCAGCAGCGCACCGUCUUCUGGGUGAACGUGAGGUCCAACGUGAUGGCCAGAGGAAAAGAACGUAUCAGCCUGGCGACGGAUGCAAGUGUCGGCUUAGCUGAUGGCAAACAUUUUGUUGCCCUCUUGACUUGUUUGCUUAUGCGGCUUUUGUUGCACUGA
Messenger RNA from Dunckerocampus dactyliophorus (ringed pipefish), 594 nucleotides. RefSeq names its product putative defense protein Hdd11. NCBI's taxonomy places the organism in Eukaryota, Metazoa, Chordata, Actinopteri, Syngnathiformes, Syngnathidae. The record is from RefSeq and is a predicted model, not a curated record. The transcript has 5 exons. Gene Ontology annotation, molecular function: oxidoreductase activity, acting on metal ions. The coding region runs from base 1 to 594 and encodes 197 amino acids.